CGAAAAAAAAACCAAGAUCUGAAAUUAGUUGUACCGGGUAUCUCGUCUAGUCGUUUGAGAUGACAGAAGAUGGGAAGUUCCGAAUUGAGAAGUUCGAUGGUACAGAUUUCAGUUGGUGGAAGAUGCAAAUUGAAGAUUUGCUGGUUCAGAAAGAUUUGGAUGUGGUUUUGGGUGACAAGCCAGAAAAAAUGUCGGAUGCAGAUUGGGCAGUUUUGGAUCGGAAAGCAAUGUCCGUGAUCCGUCUCUCGUUGACCAAGAAUGUUGCGUUCAACAUUCUGAAGGAGAAGACAGCGAAGGGAAUUAUGGACGCGUUGUCUAACAUGUACGAGAAGCCAUCUGCAGCGAAUAAAGUUUUUCUGAUUAGAGAGCUGGUGAACACAAGGAUGAGAGAAGGCACUUUAGUUACCGAGCAUAUCAACAAGUUGAAUUCGAUCUUAGCCAGACUUGCGUCAGUGGGCAUUAAGUUCGAUGAUGAAGUUCAAGCUUUACUACUGCUAUCGUCUUUACCUGAUAGUUGGUCCGGAACGGUUACAGCGGUUACCGGUUCAGUGGGGCCUGAUGGAUUCACCUUUGAUCAGAUUCGAGAUCUCGUUCUUGGCGAGGAUGUCAGAAGAAAGAAUUCAGGGGAAUCAUCUGGUGAAUUACUUCAUGUUGGUAGAGGCAGAAGAAAUAGCAGAGGUAGUGGGAGCAAGAACAGACAAAGGAGUCAGUCGAAGACUCGUGACAGCUCAGGUGUAACGUGCUGGAAAUGCAAGGAGGUAGGGCAUUUUAGGAAUCAAUGUCCGAAUGAUAAGAAAGUAAACAUUGCUCAAGGCUCUACGAGUGACGAGGAGGUCGCUCUGACUUGCUGUGAGGAAAACAAUGUGUAUUCCUGGGUCAUGGAUUCUGGUGCUUCAUUUCAUGCUACCCACAGCAAUGAAGCAUUGCAGAAUCUAGUUUUUGGAGACUUUGGAAAGGUACGACUAGCGGACGACAGAGCUCUUGAUGUGACGGGCAUGGGUGACAUGGUGUUGAAGACCUCAGUCGGUCUAUGGACUUUGAAGGAUGUCAGAGUGGUUCCAGCCUUGAAGAAAAGUUUGAUUUCUGUCAGGCAGUUGGACGAACAGGGACACGAGGUGAAGUUCAGAGAUGGGCAGUGGAAGGUCGUGAAGGGAAAUCUUGUCAUGGCCCGCGGAAGAAAGAGUGGUUCGCUGUAUAUGGUCGAGUUACCAUCUGAGGGAGUGACCGUCCCAGUUCAGAAGAAAAACAAAGUCCGGUUCACAGAGUCUCGUGGGCAGAAUAAGGUUGUCUGUGCAAGAGAGAAACUUAGAGCCACUGGUCAGACUCAGGAUGAACGAGCGUGGAAAGGUUCAAGGAGGCCAGUUAGAGGUAUUUGUGGCAGUGGGAGCUCAAGAGGCGCUUCAGCCAAGUUGCCUAGAAGACAGUGGGUCAGGAGAACUAGUAUUCCAGCUGUUGGAACAUCUCCAGAAAAUUUCUUGCUGAGUAUGGAGAGUGUUUGUUCUCAAGAUGUUCCAGGAUCCGGCAGUGUGCGUCUGCAGUGGGAGCCGGUAGGGACCGAGGACGAGUCAGGGGCAGAUUUUGCCGUGACUGAUGUGUUGGAGCUUGGGAGAGCUUCAACGGGCCUUUCAGUUUGUCUGAUGUUAGGGCCGCUGCAAUAGGAGAGCUGAGGAAGAUUACUCGAUGUACAGGGAAUCGUGGUGGAUGGCAGUUGAUGGCUAUCAAGCCUCCAAGUGGGAGAAUGUUGGGUUU
Cuscuta campestris is the source of this 1749-nucleotide messenger RNA. NCBI's taxonomy places the organism in Eukaryota, Viridiplantae, Streptophyta, Magnoliopsida, Solanales, Convolvulaceae. The record is from the annotation of a GenBank genome assembly.